Paramecium tetraurelia is the source of this 2812-nucleotide messenger RNA. RefSeq lists its product as uncharacterized. The record is from RefSeq and is a predicted model, not a curated record. The transcript has 6 exons. Lineage: Eukaryota; Ciliophora; Oligohymenophorea; Peniculida; Parameciidae.
AUGAAAUAAGCAUCCACCUAGUUCUCAUUUAAGCCUACAGUCUUACCUCAAGUUAUGUCAACUUGCAGAUUGGCUCGCUUCCCUAUGGAUGGAAAACUUACAGAAUCCUUUCAGGAAUCAAACAAAAAAUAAAACAAAUGGUAUUUCAGAAUUCAAACAUAAGCAGAGAAACAAGAAAAAGUUGAAAAAGACAAAGUCACUGAAGAUGUUUAUAUUUAGAUGCAAAAUAAUUAAGAAGAAAUUUGCGAAGAUAUGAAAUAAAAAGACUUACUUGGCCCAGAGUCAGUUAAGAAUUAUUACUAAACCUAUAAAAAAAUAAAUAGGAUCAAGGAGUAGAAUAAUCUCUUUGCGAUUUAGAACUCUGUUCAAACCAAUCUCAUAAUAAAAUCAGAGCAAUUAAAAUUACUUCCUUGCAAGAUGGGAUUAAUCAAAUAGAAGGGAGAAUCCAAAGUAUUGAGUAUAGAAAAUCACAAAUAUGGUGAUAAAUAUGUGGAAGUACUAUCUGAGGGUUUGAGAACUCUCCCUGUAGUUUAGGAUUUCAAUUUUAAUUCAAACAGAAUCAAGGAAAACGGAGCUUCUUUGAUAUUACCUUUAAUUUCCAAAUAAGCGAGGUCUAUUGAGAUGGUUUCGAAUAUAAUCGGAAAAAAAGGAUUGGAACCAGUUUUAAGUGUGCUCCCAUCUUAGACUUGCAAAAUCCAAGUCUUGAAUUUGGAAGAUAAUCAGUUGGGCGAUAUCUUAGCCCAGGAGCUCUUUAAGGCUUUAUAAAAAAAUAAUACCGUCAAAUUACUUAAUUUAUCUAAAAAUCAAAUCACUAAUAUUUCUCACACUUUUAUUAAAUAAAUGAUUGAGACUAAUGACUCUUUGGAAGAGUUGUAUCUUCAUUGGAAUUUACUCAAAGGAAGUGGUGGUGCUGAAGUUUUUAAAGCAUUGAUUACUAAUAAGAACAUCAAAGUUUUAGAUUUGUCUUAUAAUUUAUUAGGAUGUGGUGGUUCAAAUUUAACUCCUGUUCUAAAAUAAUUUUUUGAAGACAAUAAAGAAAUGAUUCAUUUAGACUUAUCAGCAAAUUAAUUCAGUUUAGCAGAUAGUUAAUCAAUUUCAGAAUCUUUAAAGGAAAAUCAUACAAUCUAUGGUUUUCAUUUUUCUGGCAAUUUUGGAUAUGUUGAUUCAAAAGGAUUCUUAAUGAUAUAGAAUGAAAUGAGGAACUUCAAUUAAAUUCAUACAGAUUAUAGAAUUAGAGGAUGUGAAACUCAUAGUAAACCAUAUUCAAAAGGUCCAAGAUCAGAAAAAAUAAUGGAUGUUUGUUGGAUCUGUGAUGGAUGGUAGGGUUAGAAGUUUGAAUGGAUUCCAAAUAAGAGUGGAAAUGCAUCAGAAGAACCAAUAUUCAUUCAUUUUGAUUUUGAGGGAUAUGAAGCCAUAUUUUUAGGGAAACCAGAUGAGAAUGGUAUUUACUUGACAAAUCGAAUGGUACCAACAGGAGAAUUAGAUUAUUUUUAUACUGGAUCUCAAUUGCAAGUUGCAAGUCUGACUGAACCAUAAAAAGUUCAUAAUGAAAAGUUUAGAGUGAGGACUAAAAUAGCAGAUUAAAUUAUAGAUGUGUUAUUGGAUGAAACAAAUCAUCAAAUGAUAAAUAAAGGGAAACCAGUUAUAUAAGAUUGGGAUCCAAAUUAUAAUGUAAAACCAAGGACUUGUGAUCCAAUAUACAUUCCUGCUAAAAUGAAAAAAUAGAAGCGAGUAUGGUCAUAUCCGAUUUCAAUUUGGGCACCUAAAUACAAAUUUGAUACAGAAGAACUAUUGCGUAAAUGCUUUGAGAGAGAUUGGAAUUGUUCUAAGAUCACAAAAUUUGUUAAGAAAACUGAUGAAUAGGAAUAAAUUAAAGAGAUGUUAUGGCAAUCAUAUAAAUCAAUAAGAGAGACUUAUAGAUAUUAUUCAGCCAUAAAUCCAAGUGGUGAUGUAUUCUCUAUGUCUCAAAACCCAACUUCUGAAUUUGUGAAUUAAUGUUAAUUAAUAGAUGGAAAAUAAAUGAAAUUGGCUGAUGUUGAUUUAAAAUUUAUUGCUACUUGUAGUGCUUCAUAAUCAGAUUGGAAGGGCAAUUUUAGAAAUCCCGAGAGAUAUUUAGUCAGAUAUUAGAUGAUGGAAUUUUUAGUGAGAUUAUCAGAGGAUAAAUACAUUAGAAAUUAACCUGGUUCUCCAUCAUAUGUAUAAGCCACGCGAAUGAUAUUAGAUUAAUGUCUACCUCAUAUGUCUUAAUAUGAUUCUCAUAAAUGGAGAAUGGAAAGGUACUUUAUAGAAUAAUGUGAUGAUGUAUGUAAAAAAUACAAACAAGUAAUUGAUUAUGUGUACAUGCAUAAUUCAUAAAAAAAGGUUAAGCCAGGACAAGCACCAUUCAUGUGUCUAGAUGAAUUGAAGGAUGUGUGUAAUAAGGCCAAUCUUUUUGAUGAAAAUUUUGUUGAAAGAGAUGUUAAUUUAGCAUUUUGCUUAUCUAUGUUGACAUAAGUUGAUGAAUUAGAAAGUGAUAGACUAUUUUAGAUGUAAUGGAUAGAAUUCAUGGAAGCAUUGGCGAGAAUAGCUGAUAAAUACUCUCCAAUUGGAAUUGGAAAGCAAAGCGAAAAAGAAUGGACCUAUGAAUAGAGGUUCGCACAGCCUCUGUACUAUAAACUAGAAGCUUUUAUGGUUCAUUUGAUUCAUACUUCAGUCGAUGAAGAAACUAAAAAAAACUGGAAGAUACCUACAGUUUCGAUGUUCGAUAUUAUUGAGGAUGAUGAUUAAUGAUAAUAUUAUAUACUUAUAUUUAACUGAAUUGAGUUACAACUAA